Messenger RNA from Durio zibethinus, 1404 nucleotides. Its product is annotated as protein LIGHT-DEPENDENT SHORT HYPOCOTYLS 4-like. Lineage: Eukaryota; Viridiplantae; Streptophyta; Magnoliopsida; Malvales; Malvaceae. The record is from RefSeq and is a predicted model, not a curated record. Gene Ontology annotation, cellular component: nucleus. Gene Ontology annotation, biological process: mRNA transcription; response to light stimulus.
UCUUUCUCAUGGCAUUAUUGAGUCCCAGGUGAAAUCCACCUGUUAUCAAACACUUUUUUUGCCUGCCUGUCAUUCUUCAUCAACCUCAAUCCCCACAAUCUCACAAAUACUAUUCCCACACAUUUCAGUUUAUCAAUUACUGUUCAUCAAAUUUCCAAGUCCCCCUUUGCUUUCUAUUUCUCUCUUUGGAUCCCUGGUGAAAACAAGAAGAAAACAAAUCAUCCUGAAAACAGUUUCAGCUUCUUCUACUAAUUUCUUCAAAAAUCUUUGUAUUUCUAAUUUACAUUUUGCCUUUAGACGUUCCAUUUCUGUUCUUCAAGCUGUUUAAAACGCUUAGAAGAAAAGUAAAAGGAUCGAUCAUCAUAUCCAGUAGUUUCCAUAUGGAUUCUCUUCAGGAUUUUGAAACCUCGAAUACAAACCCUUCCACUGCUUUAACCCCGAAUUUCCCUGCAAACUUUUCCAUCACCACCAUGACCACCACCACCAUCUCAAACCCAUCAGUCACGGCCUCCUCCUCCCCUUCCUCCUCUGCCUCCACUUCCCCUUCCACUCUCAGCCGCUAUGAAAACCAAAAGCGCCGCGACUGGAACACUUUUGGGCAAUACCUGCGCAACCACCGCCCUCCUCUCUCCCUCUCACGUUGCAGCGGGGCCCACGUCCUGGAAUUCCUCCGCUACCUUGAUCAGUUUGGGAAAACCAAAGUCCACGGUCCACUUUGCCCGUUCUUUGGUAACCCUAACCCUCCAGCUCCAUGCCCCUGCCCUCUCCGCCAAGCUUGGGGAAGCCUUGAUGCUCUCAUCGGACGCCUCCGAGCUGCCUUUGAGGAACAUGGAGGCAAGCCUGAAGCAAACCCUUUUGGAGCUAGAGCUGUUAGGCUUUACCUACGUGAGGUUCGUGAUUCACAGGCUAAAGCCAGAGGCAUAAGCUAUGAGAAGAAGAAAAGAAAGCGACCCCCUCAAUCUCAUCCACCUCUUCCACAUCCCAAUCGAAACCAAAAUCAGUAAGAAAAAAGAAGAAUAAAAAAGAAAAGACGUUAUCAACCAGCUGCAUGGGAAAAGAACAUGACUUUUCCAAUGAUGCUUCUUCAGCUUUUCUUAUUCAAGUUAUCCCAUCUUCAUUAGUAUAUAUAAUCUGCAAUAUCGGAUCCUAUUGUCUUAAAAUCCUUUUCCUUUUGUUAUUUUGUCAGAUAUUGCUCGCUCCAUUAAUGGAUACUACCCUACAUCUUUAUUAGUAUUUCUUUGUUUUUUUACUAUGAUUAAAACAGUAGUUGUUUUUACUAAUAGUAGUAGCCGUAGCAGUAGUACUGUAUCUACUAUUUCUAGCAAUUAAGAUCUAUGUGACCAAACAUCCAAAAUAUUACCAUUGGUAUGUACUUUUGAUAAGCCAUUUAUGACAAAUAAUAGA